GACAUGCACUGACUUGUCUGGCCCUCCGUGAAGUCCCCCCAACUCCCAUCCUCUACUUCAACCCAGUCGCAAGUUCCCUUCCAAUCGUUCCAAUUGCCUCCUCACAAAUCGCGCCCAGCAUGGCAAGCAGGAUCGCGCCCAUAGUAUUCCGCACAGCAGCUCGCUGCUCGAGGCCUACGAGGAGCGCAGCAAGGCAACAGAUUCGUGCUCUCUCAGCCACACCAUCAAGACCGAGCGAUUCGCUCAGCGUUCACCGCAACACACCCGACAACAACCCCGACAUCCCCUUCAAGUUCACACCGCAGAAUGAGGCCGUCAUCGCCGAGAUCCUCAAGCGGUACCCACCCCAAUACAAGAAGGCGGCCGUGAUGCCCAUCCUGGACCUGGGCCAGCGCCAGCACGGCUUCACCAGCAUCAGCGUCAUGAACGAGGUGGCCCGCAUCCUCGAGAUGCCCCCCAUGCGCGUCUACGAGGUUGCCUCCUUCUACACCAUGUACAACCGGACCCCCGUGGGCAAGUUUUUUGUUCAAGCCUGCACGACGACACCCUGCCAGCUGGGCGGCUGUGGCUCCGACGUGAUUGUCAAGGCCAUCGAGGAGUCCCUCGGCAUCAAGGCCGGCCAGACGACCCCGGACGGGCUCUUCACCUUCAUCGAGGUCGAGUGUCUGGGCGCAUGCGUCAACGCGCCCAUGGUGCAGAUCAACGACGACUACUACGAAGACCUGACACCCGAGACCACCAAGUCGCUGCUCACAGCCCUCAAGGAGUCUGCGGGCGACGUGGCCAAGGUGCCCAAGCCCGGUCCCCUGAGCGGUCGGGACACGUGUGAGAACAGCAACGGCCAGACAAACCUGCUGAGCGAACCUUGGGGCACGGAGACGACGAGGUCAGAUUUGUAGACAGGGGGUGGUUAGAAGACAAGGGGAGAAAAGACGUUUUAUUUCACUUGCGCAAGUGUGCAAAGUGUUGGUGGGUGUGGCCAGGAAGAGAGGGUUUGAUCUGAUCUACAUGGAGCGACACGAAGGUAAAAAGGGAGAGGAGGGCGCAGGUGGAUGUAUGCCCCAACAACCUCUUUGUAAAUAUGAUAUGUACCUGUGGGUUCAACAAGACAAGAAGUUUUGAGACAAUGAUUGAGACGAUGGUCCAUGUGGUGUUGUUGUCAGUCUGCUAAGCUGGUGUUGACUAGAUUUCCAGAUCGUAAUCCUCGAAAAUAAUGAGAGAAGAAAGGAGAGACAGGGAGAAAGGAUGGAAAAGGAAGACAUCCUGCCAUUGGAUCUUGCCUCAGCUCCAGGCUUUUGUGACAAUGUCAUCAAGGCUCCCUCUUCUCCGCUCCAAUCCUGAGGAUCCAUCCAUCCCCAAGUCUCUUGUUGGUCUCAUCAACACCACCCCAGAUGACCACCCCUCUUUCCUCCAGCUCGCCCAUGUGUGCACUGGCGAACCAGCCCCUUGGGCCUGGUCCCUGCGCCGCAACCUCAUCCUCGUCAUCGUAUGCUUCAGCUUCCACACGGAACCACUUACCCUCGACUGAGCUAGAAUGGCUUCCGCUCCGCCCACGCCCAAGCCACGCAUCGAGGCCACCCUGCGCCAUGCCGAUAACCUGACCCGCGGCUGUGGGAUGAGGCAGCUCGUACGCCCAGGUAUCAGACCAGAACUUACCCGCCGCCUCGUGCCCUUGGCUGCUCGGGUCGCGCUCGCCCAGCGUGAGCAGCAGGUACUCGCGCCCAGAAGGGCCGCCGAUGGUAACGGUCUGGAGGCCCGCCACGCUGCGGUGGCCUGGCCAGCUUGGGACUUGAGAUGGGUGCUGCUGCUGUGCCAAGGGUUGAGAU
Cryphonectria parasitica EP155 is the source of this 1826-nucleotide messenger RNA. RefSeq lists its product as uncharacterized. The coding region runs from base 120 to 899 and encodes 259 amino acids. Lineage: Eukaryota; Fungi; Ascomycota; Sordariomycetes; Diaporthales; Cryphonectriaceae. Gene Ontology annotation, molecular function: NADH dehydrogenase activity. The record is from RefSeq and is a predicted model, not a curated record. The transcript has 3 exons.